AUGGAAGUCAAGCAAAGCUUGGCCGCGGGCAUCUGCGGAGCGAUCUUCGUAGUGGUGCACUUCCAGCUGCUGCACCCGAGCCUUCGCUGGAUCUGGCAGCAGCUCCGCCAGCUGAUGCCCGCAGAUGCCGUGACGCCGGAGCAGCGGCUGCGCAAGACCCGGAUUCACGAAGGCAUGUGCAGCAUUCGGCAGAAGACUUACAUCAUGUGCGGUAGUUUGUUCGUUCACAUUCUCCCGCUCAAUGUAUUAUACAUCUGCUACUUCAGCAACGACCAGAAUGGAUCCUGGAAUGUCCUGGCCCAAGUGGCAGUGCUGGCGUGCGUGUACUUGCAGCAUUUGGUGGUGGCGACUGGCUUUCUCAAGCCGACUCCCGGGCAAGUUCGGCUUUUGUGCUUCAGUAUCUACAUGCAGUUCACCUGCUUUGUUGUCAUCAUGAUGCCAAAAUCCUUGGAAGGGAUUCAAGGCUUGCAGAAUGCCCUUACAAACAUCGAGUAUGCAGUUAUUUCUCGCUGUUUCCUCGUUAUCGUGUUUGUGGAUACAGAGCUGGCCGUCCUUUGCCACGUGCCGGUAUCAUUUGCCUUUGUGUACACGCAGAGCUCUUUCUUGCCGCUGUCCACCUGCUGCUUCAAGGAACUCCAGAUCUGCUGCGGCCUAACUGCACUUUCCAUGGCCCUGGAGUUCCUGUUGCACUGCAGAGUCGAGGCCUUGCUGGAUUCGGAGGAGGCGGAAUCCAUGCUGUCCAGCUUGAGGCGCAUGCUGCGGGGAGUCUGCGAUGGGGAGAUUCUUCUAGACAGCAACCUGCAGAUCCAGGGGAACCCGGAAUGUCUGAAGCACCUCUUGAUGAGCACGGCAGACAUGAGCGGCAAAGACUUCAACCGCUUGAUCGCCUCGGAUGAGGAGGAAAGCUUUCAGCGAUUCAUCGCUUUUUCCACUUGCACGGCCAAGAACAACAGCCAGGCUGACCGCCACGCGCCGCCCUGCCUGCGCUUGUCUUUGCGAGGUUCCAUGGACAUGCGUGUGGCCGUGGACAUGUUCCACGUGCCGCUGCCAAACCCAUCCGGGGCAGAGGAGCCGUACCAUUUGCUGGCCGUGCGCGAGGAUGCGGAGACACGGGAGCCGGGCCCGGCACCGGGAGAGAUGCCGGAGGUGCCCCGGAUGGUGACGUCGCCCACGCGAUCUCGCAGCUCACGAUCCUCGCGGUCCUCGCGAACUUCUGGCUCGUCCACAAGUUCUGCUUGGCAGCCCUUUCCGGACCUCUCGGAGAUCACCCUCAUGGUGGAUGUCAGGACGCCGCAGCACAACGUGGAGCAGAUGCACCUAAGCUUCGCAUCUCCCACCUUCAGCCUCCGGACGCUUGUCCGGCCAACGGAUUGGGAGAGCGUGCGGCUUGCGCUUGAGGGCUUUGCGGAUGAGGCAGAGGGUGGCUUCAUGGAUCCCGGGGUGAUGCGAAACCUGACCCUCCGGAGCCCCGACGGCAAGAAGUUCUGCUCCAAAGACGUGGCCGUCGAAGCUUUCCGACCCCCCCACGGUGACCUGAGGCUCCGGCUGCACCUCAUGAACUUCCUGUCAGAGCCGGCCCGAAGGGCCGUCCUGCAGGGCAUCGACGUCUUGAAGGAGCGUGCGAUGGCGCAUGAGAUGAGACUACGGAGGCAGGUUUUGCAGGUGGCAGCGGCGGCUUGUUCUGAGAGCCCCAUGGCGGCGCAGCUGGACAUCCGCAUCGUGGAGGCGCGGCUGGUGCGCAUCUUCGACAGCCUCAAGCCCAACCAAGACGUUUUCGUUCAGCUGGUUUGCGGCUAUGAAGAUGGCAGCGAGAAGGUGGUCGGGCGCACUGAGACUCACAAGAAUGGGAACCUGGCGCCACGGUGGAACCAAAGGUUCCUUUGCGGCCGCGACUCCUCCAAGGGAGGAAAAACCUUGAAGUUCAAGGUGCACAUUGACCAUGUGUGGCGCAGCCCCGUGCUUUGUGGGGAGGCUGAAUUCGGUCUCGACAAUCUUUGGCGCCGCGCCAACGGUCGGGCGCAGGAGGUGCCCGUGCCGCUCUUCAAGAAGGGCGAGCAGACAGGACUUUUGAACAUCAGCAUUGCCCUCGCUGCAGGUGGCUACGGUUCAAGCCCGGCCACAGGCUAUGGCUCAACACCGGUGAACCAGAUGAAUCUGGAUCCUUGCUCUCCAGGCAUGAGCCCAGGCAAUCGGUGGGGCAUGGAGAGGCCAGGCCCAAGCGCGGGGCCUGGUCCAGGUCUCUCCGCAGGCGGUUUAAGCCGAGGCAGGGGUGCUUCCAAGCCUUGCGGGUGGUCCUGCCAUGGCCCGAUGGCUUUGGAUAGGCCGUUUCCGGAGCGGCCGGCCUUCGGAGGCAACUUAGCAGCCUCCGUGGGCGUUGCGCAGGCGGAUUCAGAGCAGCCAGGGCAGGUGCCUCGGGAGCUCGGAGCCUCACCACAGCGCAUCCCCGAGCCGCGCGCGCCGCCCGCGUUGCCGGCGCCGGCGGUGGGAUCCUACCAGAUGCGAGACAUGCGGACGGGACAGCCGCUGGCUCAUCUCCAGUAUCCCCAGCAGCAGCAGCAGCAGCAGCAGCAGCAGCAGCAACAGCAGCAGCAGCAGGCGCAGCAGCAGGCGCUGCAGCAGGCGCAGCAGCAGGCGCAGCAGCAGGCCCUGCAGGCGAAGGGGCCGCCUGUGCCAUGGCCAGACAGGACGGAUGGCAGAUCUUUCCCGGAGUUCUCUCAGCGGCUCGCGACGCCCGACGCCUUCAGCGAGCGAAUGGCGGCAGCACCAGGGGCCCCAGGGGGCCAGCCGGCGGAGGUGAAAGGCGUCUCCUGCGGCUGGUGCCGCGGGGAGCGCUCGCCAAAGGCGCAGCUUCCCUUGCCCGAGCGCAGCCCCGGAGGCGAAGGCAGGUCGCCUAUCGAGGGCCAGUCUGGCCAGUGGUGGAACUCAUUCAUUGACCGUGGCUGAUGGAGGCUGGGAUCCAGUGAUGCUCUUUUCCCCGGGCAAGCCAAGACAAAAAGGCGAGUUGAGUUGUCUUCAAGGGAUCCU
Molecule: messenger RNA, 3024 nt
Organism: Effrenium voratum
Lineage: Eukaryota; Dinophyceae; Suessiales; Symbiodiniaceae
Source: the annotation of a GenBank genome assembly